Messenger RNA from Lasiosphaeria miniovina, 1411 nucleotides. RefSeq lists its product as uncharacterized. Bases 1 to 1287 code for a protein of 428 amino acids. The transcript is spliced from 5 exons. NCBI's taxonomy places the organism in Eukaryota, Fungi, Ascomycota, Sordariomycetes, Sordariales, Lasiosphaeriaceae. The record is from RefSeq and is a predicted model, not a curated record. Gene Ontology annotation, biological process: lipid metabolic process.
AUGAAGCGCCUCCUGCGCAUCGCGACGGGCCGGCCCGACGCCAGUGCGUCGGCCCUGCGCGCGGCGGCGGCGGCGGCGGCGCCGACGGCAUCGGGCGUCGCGUUUGUCGACAACUCGCAGGGCGCGUCGCAGGCUGCGGCGGAGCUGUCAGCGGCGCUGGGCACGGCGCUGGACCAGAUUGAUUUUGAGGGAACCCUCGACGAGACGCUCCGGCGCUUCGUGCACCGGCUCGACGAGGUGGCGUCUGACUACGACAAUUCGCGGCUGCGCGACGGCGGCGCCGGGCAGGCCCCGUGGGAGUGCACGCAGCACACGGCGCAACUAGUCUCGAUUGCGUGGGCCUGCGCGCUCGAUGCCUACACCGCCACCGCCGCCAGCAUCCUGGCAGAGACGGACACGGCGACGUACCGCUUCGAGCGCGACUGGGUCGGGGCGCCGUCAGUCGGCGGCACCGUCAAGACUCUGACAUCGACCGUGGUCAGCCCGCUGGCAGACGCCGUCGACAACGACAACACGUGGCUGCCGGUGCUGGUCAUCGCGGUCUGCGGCACUGUCACUACAGUGGACCACAUGGUCAACGCCAACGGGCGGCCCGUCGAUGCGGUGGGCUUCGUGGCCCGCGGCGCAAACGCCCACGUGCUGUUCGCCGGGCACUCGGCCGGCGGCGCCGUCGCGUCGCUGCUGUAUCUCCGGUACCGCGGCAGGCAGGAGUUUGCAUCCACAGCGCGCUUCUCGUGCAUCACCUUCGGCGCGCCGCCGGCCGUGUCGUUGCCGCUGACGGCCGUCGGCAGCAGCGGCACCGACACCGACAGCGACAGCAACGACCCCGUGUGCCUAUCCCUCAUCAACGAGUUCGACCUCGUCAGCCGCGCCGACACGCCGUACGUGGUCUCAGUGGCGAGCCUGUUCCGCGCCGCGCAGCAGAAAAGCCUCCCGCGCGGCGAGGACAAGCCUGUCGUGCUCGAGGUCGAGCAGGAGGACGAGGACGAGGGCAGAGAUGAAAAAUCGUGGCCGCUACCCCGCGCGCUGUUCCACCACGUCGGCCACGUCGUUGUGCUGGCCAUGCGGCUGGAGGGUGAUAGUGAUGGUGAUGGUGAUGGUGAUGGUGGUGGUGUUGACAGCGCCGGCGCCGGCGCUGUCCAGCUUAGGGCUGUGCGCGUGAAUCAUGGUGUGCUGGAGCGGCUGUUGUUCUGCCGCGUCGCUGUCCACCGCCGCGCGUGCUAUGAUGAGCGCGCGAGGCUGCUUGCAAGGGGUGAGUUUAAUGGGUUGAAGGGCUGGGUGGUGUGAUGGCUGGGUCAUGCGUGUUGUAUGGGAUUGCAUUCUCUUGGCUUGUCAUAGUUGGGUAGUCGGUCUCUAUAAAGAAUUCUCUUGGCGGCCGAAGACAGUUAGCCCAAAUCAGAGUCGCUUCAGC